Messenger RNA from Synchiropus splendidus (mandarinfish), 2220 nucleotides. RefSeq names its product RAB15 effector protein (gene rep15). Lineage: Eukaryota; Metazoa; Chordata; Actinopteri; Syngnathiformes; Callionymidae. The coding region runs from base 215 to 1027 and encodes 270 amino acids. Gene Ontology annotation, biological process: receptor recycling. The record is from RefSeq and is a predicted model, not a curated record. The transcript has 3 exons.
AGACCACACCCAAGUUAAAACCCUCCGAAACCAAACCCUUUUUUUCCCAAAGUUGGGUCCAGCAGCGUCACACUUCACAGCCGAGCUGCUUCUGAGGACUGACGGUGGGCUUCACGCUUGGCUCCUGUGACGUCCAGAACAACAGCUGCUUCACCUCAGCCCCACCCACGGACCCCCCUCUCCGAUCUCCUCCCCCUCUGGCGACGGUGCUACCAUGGGACAGCCAGGAAGCAAACCCCGGAAAGAAUCUCCGCUCUUCUCCAGCUUGAAGGGGAACCUCUACAACCGGCCCCCCAACGACCAUAUCCCGGCCAAACCCAGCAUCUUCGCCACCCUCCGGAAGCCCCCCGUGGCCAAGCCCAACGACUUCAUCCCCCUCUUCAACGAUUGCAUCUUCGCCGCCUCCACCAGGACUCAGGAGUACCUGCUCUUCAAAGACCCCGAGGACAAGUUCCGGCCCAGCCCGGACGCCCUGACCCAGAUCUUCCUGAUGACCUACAUCACCCAGAGCAUGAACCUGCACAUGACCGACACCUUCAACUGCACCGCCAUGACCCCUGAGCAGCGCAUCCUCCUGGGCGCCGACUGGGUGUGGGCCAUGUUGGACAAGCCCACCAAGAACCCCAAGAUCCAGAUCGCCGCGCAGGUCCUCCACCUGCCCGAGCGCGAGGUGGAGGAGGAGGGCGGCGCCGCCCCAGAGGCCUGCAGCGAGACCCUGCAGAUGGCCCAGCAGGAGAGCAGCAACAAGACCUGCUACGAGAAGCUGGUGGACUUCUGCACCUCCAUCGGGAAGGACUGCUACGCCCUCUUCCUCUUCUUCGGGAGGAAGAACGACAAGGGCAACAUCUACGGCGUCCUGAGCAACAACUUUGACGCCGCCAUCGGGAAGUGCAACAACAUCGACCGGGCCUUUAUCGAGAACUUCUUCAAAGGCUCCAGGUACCUGCACACACCGUCCGGCAUGAUGCAGGCCAUCGUCACCAAGAAGGAGGGCGACUCGCUGACGCUCAUGAUCAAGUUCAGCUAAGAGGGUCGGUGGAGGUCAACUGCAGUCGCCCGCCUUUGUAGUGAUGCGAACAAGCCGGUGGGGGUGUCGGCCAUGUUUGUGAGCCUGGUCCCGGGACCCCUCUCCUCCUUCUCCUGCUGUCCACUUGUUCUCAGAUGACUCCACCCCUCUCAGGUGGCCUCAUGUCUUCCAGCGUCGCUGCACCGCGUUUUCCUCAUCUUCAGAUUUUGUUUCCCCGAAAGGCUUCUCUGUUUUCUGCUUGACUUUGUGAACAAGUGGUGGUGCUGUUUGGGCGCCAUGUUGGCGAGGUCGUGGCUCAUGUGUGUGUGAGGGUCAGGGUUACAGCUACGCCAUUGUCGUCGUCCGUUCUUCCUAUCGGCACUCUGAGGGCGCUGCUGCAUUCCAGUUUCCUCGCAACUGGAAAUGAUGCCACUGCCGAGUUCAGAAAAGAAGACGUCCAUGAAAGCAACUUGUUGACAAACAAACCACCUGCAGGAUGAAGAGCAGGGUCACAUUUGUUUGGCUUAUUUCAUUCAUUCAAAACGUCCACUUCCUGUUUACAUUCAGGGAGGCCAUCUUGGAUUGCAUUUUCGGGGUGGUGAGAAUCCUCCAAUCCUCGAUGCUUUCCGACUGGGAAAUCCUACAUCGGGUGAUGUCACCAGUGGGGGUGAGGAGGUAACUGGGAAGGAACACGCCAAUAGUCGAGCUAGCCACCGUGUUGCAUAGCGAGGGUAGCAAUGCUAAAAUGUGAGCCAUGUCCUAGUACCUUUGAUCAGCUGGUUAUGUGGAAAAAAAAACACUCUUUUAUGACCAAAAUAUGUCGCGGUUGGAGCGUGUCUCAUCUACAAGGUGCACACGAACCUGAUCACCUUCACACGCUGAGUCACGUUUGGCGCCGCUCUUCUGUCAGAACCAUCCCAAACACCUGAAACAACAGCAGGAAGUGUCUCCGCUCUGCGCAGCUUUGCAUCCCAGGCUUGUUUGCAUCAUUACAAAGUCAAAUUCUAACGCAUGUAAAUGGAAGCUGGUGAAGGUUUUGCACGUCCCUCUGAGGCGCCCUGGAGAAAAGCUCCGCUCCCAGGAAGAAGGGAUGAAUCGGCACGGACGGACCCGAGAACGUGCGUGUGGUUACAGCCGUCGCGCUGCUGCAUGACAGAGUUCAUAUAUAAAGUGUUAUGUAAGAGGAUGUAUUUAGUUUGACUUGUCAUGUUGAA